Molecule: messenger RNA, 1699 nt
Organism: Daphnia pulicaria
Lineage: Eukaryota; Metazoa; Arthropoda; Branchiopoda; Diplostraca; Daphniidae
Product: SEC14-like protein 2
Exons: 8
Coding region: 297-1472 (391 amino acids)
Cellular component (GO): cytoplasm
Source: RefSeq, a predicted model, not a curated record
CUGCCGCAUUCAGGUGUUUUCUUGCUCUAAUAUUUUCGAUCAUCAGUAAAACAGGAAAUUGAAAUGUUGAGCUCAGUCUGUAGUGCGCUUUCCGUCUUUCUAGACGUCUUCGACGUGCGUUGCUCGUGUCAAGUGUUUGCGCAGGCCUUAAUUGUUUAGCGACAUUUAUCCUGGGAUUCCGUCGCCAAUUUUAAUCAGUUACCGCUGCUGUUGUCACUGAGGCGCUGCUGCCAUCAUUAAACUUCGUUCUUUAAAGUUGAUUAAUUCCUGCCACAGUUAACUGUUUCAUUCCCGAAAUGGAUCUUGGCCAGCUAAACGAUGACCAGAAGGCGGUUUUGAAACAGUUUCGCGAGGCGGUCAAGGACUGCACACCCCCGCACUCGGACGAUGUUUACCUGUUGCGCUGGCUAAUCGCCCGUGAUUUUGAUUUGGCCAAAUCUGAGAAGAUGUUCCGGAAUUCGAUGGAAUGGCGUCGCAAGUACAAAAUCGAGACGCUGGAAGAAGACUAUAAAACGCCGGAAGUUUUGACCAAGUACUACUCCGCCGGCCACGUAGGCGUGGACAAGCUCAGCAGUUACCUGAUGGUGGUGCGAUACGGAGCGACGGAUUUAAAGGGCAUUCUGCAAUCGGUCAAGAAGAAGGACUACGUGAUGCACGUCAUCGAACUGGUGGAGAGGGGCAUCAGAACUGUUAGAAAUAAUCAAGCAAAAUACAAGCGACGCCCCGACGCCAUCAACCAGGCUUGCGUUAUCAUGGACAUGGCCGGAUUCUCAAUGCGCCACAUUACCUACAAACCAGCUCUGGAAACCGCUCUGCAAUUAGUCCAGUUUUACGAGGCCAACUACCCGGAAUUUCUUCGUCGUGUCUUUGUCAUCAAUGCGCCCAAGAUUUUUUCGCUCCUCUACUCGAUGAUCAAACCGUUCAUGCACGAGAAGACCAGGAAUAAAGUUCAAAUUUACAGCUACGAUUCCGCUCAGUGGCAAGCAGCUCUUUUGGAAGACAUUGAUCCUGAAGAGUUGCCUGCUUGCUACGGCGGAACUAAGACCGAUCCUGACGGAAAUCCUAACUGCGUUACCAUGGUCAAUAUGGGAGGAGAAGUUCCGCGAUCCUAUUAUCUAAACAGCAAACCUGAUACGAACUACAAGAAGUAUUUGUCGAUUGCUAACGGAUCCAAGGAGCAAUUACAAUUUCAAGUUAAGGACGCUAAUACCCUCCUAAAAUGGGACUUCCAAUCAGAAGAGGGUGACAUUGGAUUCGCCGUGUACCGGAAGAAAAGCGGCGAAUUGAUUCCUGUCGUCCCUUAUGACCGAGUCGAUUGUCAAAUGUCACCGGAAGAAGGAGAAAUUCAUUGUGAAUAUGCUGGCCACUAUGUGCUGGAAUUCGACAACAGCUUCAGCUACUUCCGCUCAAAGAAGAUUUGGUAUUCGAUUACGAUGGAGUCAAGCAAAGGGGUCUGUGAGAACGGCAACUAAUUUGAAUUAAAGUCCGAAUUUGAUUCAGUGACACUGGUGGAGCUGAAAAGUGACUAAAAGGAAUAACAAAUAGUGAUAAUUAGAUAUUAGUUUAGAAUCGCUUACAAAUUCGCACGACACUAACGCAAUCAUUAUUAAAAAAUACAUGUAUAUAUGUUACGUAUAUGUUACAUACGCGCGGGCAUGCAAGUCUAGAAAUAAACUGGAACAAUAUCAGUAAGAUAUCA